AUGGAUUAUUCUUGUCAAGAGCUUCAAGAUGAUAUGUGGCUAGACGUCUGGGCUUCGGCCGUCUCUCCAUCUUCUAGGUAUUGGGCCGGUCUUAGACCGGGCCUGGUUAAAGGCAAUCCAAAAUCAAGGAGUUGGUCCUUUGUUGAACGUCCUGGAGCAUUGCUGAUGAUUGCUUUCCUCAUUGCACAACUUGUUGCCACUUUGAUUGCGGUCUACGCCAACUGGGAGUUCGCAGAGGUUAGAGGUAUUGGAUGGGGAUGGGCUGGAGUGAUAUGGCUAUACAGUAUUAUAACAUACUUCCCACUGGACAUUCUCAAGUUUGCCAUUCGCUACAUCUUGAGUGGAAAGGCUUGGCUCAACAUGACUGAGAACAGGACGGCUUUAACGACCAAGAAAGAUUUCGGAAAAGAAGAGAGGGAGGCUCAAUGGGCUGUUUCUCAGAGGACACUUCACGGUUUGCAGCCAAAAGAACCUGUUCACAUCAUUCCUGAGCAAGGAACUUACAGAGAAUUGUCUGAGAUUGCUGAGCAAGCCAAGAGAAGAGCUGAGAUCGCUAGGCUAAGGGAGCUGCACACACUCAAGGGACAUGUGGAAUCAGUAGCGAAGCUAAAGGGCUUGGACAUUGAAACUCCAGGCCACUACACUGUCUAGUCACAAAAAGAAGAACAAACCAAACCAAACAUAUGAUUGAUCUUUUAUCCUUGUUUCUGUUUUUUACUUCUUUUUUUCAUUUCCUUCCCGACCUAUUGAGGUUAUUGUCAGAUAUCUUGCUAGGUUUAGCAAGAUCUAAGUCUACUAAUUUCAAGUUUACAAGAGAAUAAAAUUCUCGAGCUUAUCAAAAAUGUAAAAAAAACUUGAAAUGUUAUGCACGAGAUUGUGGAUGGCUGAUUAUGAUUUGUAAUCUUUCCAUUUAUCUAUGACAGUGUAAUCUCUUAUAUAAGGAACCUCAAUGUUAUGAAUAAACAUAGA
Messenger RNA from Brassica napus (rape), 969 nucleotides. RefSeq names its product ATPase 2, plasma membrane-type-like. NCBI's taxonomy places the organism in Eukaryota, Viridiplantae, Streptophyta, Magnoliopsida, Brassicales, Brassicaceae. Gene Ontology annotation, molecular function: P-type proton-exporting transporter activity. Gene Ontology annotation, biological process: regulation of intracellular pH; proton transmembrane transport. The transcript has 4 exons. The coding region runs from base 1 to 651 and encodes 216 amino acids. The record is from RefSeq and is a predicted model, not a curated record. Gene Ontology annotation, cellular component: plasma membrane.